Messenger RNA from Selaginella moellendorffii, 1468 nucleotides. RefSeq names its product probable 2-oxoglutarate-dependent dioxygenase ANS. The record is from RefSeq and is a predicted model, not a curated record. The transcript has 3 exons. Gene Ontology annotation, molecular function: dioxygenase activity. NCBI's taxonomy places the organism in Eukaryota, Viridiplantae, Streptophyta, Lycopodiopsida, Selaginellales, Selaginellaceae. The coding region runs from base 259 to 1401 and encodes 380 amino acids.
CCGCCGAAGCGUGGAGUUCGUAGUGAGUCCUAGUUCAGCUUUUCAUGCUGUCUGUGUGAGCGCGCCUCCUCGCUGAAAAGGCAUCCAGUACCUCAGGACGCUUAGCUCCUGUUUCAGGACUGUAUAUUGCGUGUUUGUCUUCGGAGAGGAUUCUUCCUAGUGCUGCUUUCUGAUGCAUAAAGUCUAUAUCUAAGCAGUUAGUCUAGGAUUGUGGUGUCCGAGUUGCUUGCUGUUCUUUUAACGACUUGAUAUCUUGCAAUGGCAGCAGCUCAGACACUCCAGCCAGCUUCAGUUCCUUCGGUCCACAAUAUUCCCAUUUCAGGGGCAAGCACCAACGUUGGCUCCCUUGCGAAAGCUUUGCAAGGCACAGAGACCAUUCCGGAGGUGUUCUUGCUUCCUGAGUCGGAGCGUGUCACAGUGCCUCACGAUGGUUACUCCGAGCAGGUGUCCCUGCCAGUUGUGGACCUCGGGGAACUGUUGCUGCCGGAGUGUUCCGAGGAGUCGAGGAAGAGAAUUGCUCGGGAAGUUGCGGAGGCCAGCAGCGAGUGGGGAUUCUUUCAGGUGGCUGGCCACGGCAUCCCUCUGGAGCUGCUGGAAAGAGUGAGAACUCAAGGACGAGCGUUCUUUUCACUGCCUGCCGAAGACAAGGAGAAAGCAUCGCUCGGUCUCUUCCAGGGAUACGAAGGCAGGCACGGCUUCAUUCCAACUCGCGUCCCGUGGUCCGAGACUUUCACUUUGCUAAUUGCUCCAACUUCCAACGUGGUGCCGAUAGUUGAGAAGUUAUGGCCAGAUGGAAACUCGGAGCUCAGCUCCACCAUCAUGGACUACGGCAACGAACUCCACUGCCUCGGGGUCAAGAUCCUGGAGCUUUUAGCCGAGAGCCUGGACUUGGACCAGGAUUUCUUCAGCAAGAACUUCAAAUCCAAGCACUCCGCCGGGAUGAGAAUGAACUUCUAUCCACCGUGUCCGCAGCCGUCCAUGGCACUCGGUCUGGGAGCCCACGCCGACCCAAACUGCCUGACAAUGCUCUACCAAGACGAAGUCGGUGGCCUCCAGAUCCAAAAGGACGACAAAUGGAUAGCCGUCAAGCCCGAUGUCGACUCACUGGUCCUAAACAUUGGAGAUAGCCUCCAGGCGUGGAGCAAUGGCAGGUUUCGCAGCGUCCAGCACCGCGCUGUUGUGAAUGGCAAUAACGCUCGUUUGUCCGUUGCCUUCUUCUACAGCCCGGACGACAGUGUAUCCAUGGAGGUUCCAGCGCAGCUCGUGGACGAAGCCCAUCCACUGCUCUACAGGCCCUUCACUUGGGCAGAGUAUUUGCAGCAGAUUAGAACCAAGCGGAUGCGCGGCAAAGGUGGCCUGGACACGUUCAUGAAGAUCUCAGACGAGAGCAAGACCGACUAAAAGGAAACCUCAACGCAAAUGUCUAGUUUUAUCUUUUUAUGAAUGACAGAUCUAAGCAUUAUAUGGA